Messenger RNA from Opisthorchis viverrini, 4143 nucleotides. RefSeq lists its product as hypothetical. The transcript has 14 exons. The record is from RefSeq and is a predicted model, not a curated record. Gene Ontology annotation, molecular function: protein binding. Lineage: Eukaryota; Metazoa; Platyhelminthes; Trematoda; Opisthorchiida; Opisthorchiidae. Bases 1 to 4143 code for a protein of 1380 amino acids.
AUGAAAAAUUCACCGGUAGCACAACCGUACCCCAGUGUUUACCUUUGCAUCACCCGUUGCCUAACGAUCGUUUCUCUCAGGUGUUUUAGCAACCUAGGAGAUGGAGCCAGUCUGGACAACCAAAUAUCUAUCAACAUAACGCUGGAGCUGAACAGACGAGGCAGACAGGAGGAAACAACUACUGAAAGUUUGAAGCACGCUUUUGAGGCAUUGGAAUCUUUCCCGUGGCCUGUUCAAUUCCAGUCAUGGUCGCUCCUGGGUGUGAAUUUCGAUGAAAUCCGCGAAGACUGGGAAGACUGGAAGUGGAAUUCCAAAGCUUAUGUGAAGCGGUUGUCUGCUCCAACUGAUGUGCACCCAUUCGGAGAUUUGAAGAGAUUAAACGUCCAGCUAUUGAGUUCAGCGAGCCAGCUAACGGCCUUUGCGAUGUAUCGUUUUCGUGUCUGGCCACCAUUAUACGUUCUUUUUGAUUCUGCUUCAAAUGUGACAAAAUACGACUUUGUAAAACAUUCACAACCAACGGAUUGGAUCCCGAGUCAAUUGCUUGCCCCUGAAGUCGCCCCACGAAUUGCAUAUCUCACCGUGAUUGAUGCUCAUCGUUUGAAAGCAACAUGGCAGUGGAAUGGAGUUCCUGGAGGAUACAUCGUCACCGCGGAACGUAGCGAUGUCGCUAUCAGCAUUUACAACAGCACCAUGUUUCACGAGCUAGACCAAGACCAAGACCUCCCACCCAGACACGACAUGGUGGAACAUGACAAAUGCGGUGUCCGUAAAUUCAUGAAAGUAAUCUAUGAUCCAACUCAGCAUGACUUGGUUAUUGGACACUUGCAACCAGCAACGAAUUACUACGUUACUAUUCAACCGUUUUCAAAAUCGCCAAAACUGGCAAGCAUAGUCAAGGAACAAAAGAAUGAAUGGACAUUGCUUUUGGGCCCAAAAAUCUUCUUGUCACCCGGCGAUUUAAUGCCUCCGACUACAGCAUCAAAGUCAGUAACGAAGACUUGGAAUGCCGUGCCCAAUUUUAGACCUAUAAAUGUAACGGUCACAGAGGAAGGUAAAACAAUUCGCAUUGAGUGGAUCGAUUCUUUUGAAGCCAUGUGCGACGGUGAAACACUCAGCUAUGAGCUUGAGAUACGUUCUGCAUUGAAUUGGACUGUCACUGCACCGGUUCACUCCGUGAAGUGGAUCAAUACGUUGAAGAGAGAGCUUUCAGCGAGUCAACUCAACCAAAUUAUCUUCACGGAGUUUCCUAGGAUGAGAGGAAUAUCACUUUUGAAGGAAACCCUUAUGGUGGGGUUAUGGCGACGACUGACUUCAAUGCAUUUCUCGAAAUCUGAAAUUAUACAUAUCUUGCGAAUUCGGGCGAAAAACCGCAUUGGAUUUGGACCAUUCAGCGAUCCAGUUGUCGUCCCUUUCCUGCCGAGCAAGGAAAAAACGGGUGGUCGACUACACCUGAAACGGAUACUGAUCACUCAGGAAAAGAGUGAAUCACACGGACGAGUUUUAGUUAGCUGGCUCAUCAGCAACCAAGUACCGAAAGGACUGGAUGUAAAAGCAACCAUAACUUGGUUUGAAGUCGAUCCAAUCACCCAACUACGUCUUGGGGCCACUGCUUCUCGUGUUCUUCACUCACCACCAAUCAAAAACGAGCACAUGAAACACAAAGAAGUGUUGGUAGUAAUCGACAAGCUUAAUGUGGGUGCAAUGUACAGAUUCAAGCUGAGACAGGAACCCAGUUCAUCAACGAGCAUGGAUAUAACAGAAGACCAUGUAACGGCAUACAUCAUUCAAGAAGACUGGCUUAUUCCUCCAAGUCGUAAACCUUAUCCUCCAAGGCGAUGGCUACGUAGUAAUUUGGCCGACAAUGAGAUAAUAAGUCAUGCACCCAGAAUGGACUGUAAUUCAUCUAUAAUUGUGCUUGCAUGGCCAGCUUAUCCAUCAAGCAUUAUUUCAAACCUGACAAAGGCCGCCAAAUUCGGUCCCAUAUACACACCGCCAGUGAAAAACUACAGCCUCCAGUAUGCUCGGCUUCCAGAUUAUGUCGAAGAUGCCCCCGAAUAUACAGUAUCCAACGGGUCGGCCCUUGGAUGGAAAGAAUACGAACCAGCCCCGCAACCAGGAGAUGAAGAAAAAUUCCAUGUGCUUCAACCAAACACCGUCUAUAUAUUUCGGAUUGCAGUAUGUACGGACGUAGGACGAAGUCCAUAUAGUGAGCCCUCAGUGGUCAUGAAAACAUCGAUUAACCGCCCCUGUGAAGUUCCUAAAAUUUCUUCUGUUAUGCUGGUUUGGACGAACCGCACAACUUUGCUGAGACACUACGGAGUGUUGGAAGUUCCGGAGGACAAACAUCAGUCACCAUGCCAGGCAGUGCAAGUCACAUGGCUGGCAAUUUCUGAUGAAUCGUGGAACGGGAAACCCUUGUUUUAUCAAAUUGUCUAUCAAUUCUGGCCGUCCAAGGAUUCUGUGAGGCACGUUUCCCUGGUAAAGGCUGCAAAGGGUCAAAGAAUACUGCGAGCACUUUUACCACCUUUGCCGGCAAGAACAUAUAUUGAAUUGAAGGUGAUACCUCGGAGCUUUCUUGGUGAUGGAGACAAAUUAGAAACAAUCCUCGUUUAUACUGGUUUCGGCUGCCCAUGGAAAACAAAAAAGGAAGGACUAUCCUUAACUUACAUGUACGUUGAAUCCAAAUUGAACGGAGAGGAAAGUAAUUUGGCGCUGGAAGCUCAAUUCCAUUGUGUCAGUGAUACGGCAAGUAUCCAGGUUAAGUGUUUCUGGAAACCUCUGGACGUCAAGCUUAUGCUCGGUUACCGCCUGACGUUGAUACCGAUGGGAUCAAUGUCUCUGCACGAUGCUCCAAAUUACAUCAAACGGAAUGGAAACAAAUCAACCAAUCACACCUUGUUCGUUCCGCCAACAUGCACAAGCGUUCUAAUCUAUAGCCUAGAAGAACGUCAUGCAAAACUAAACGCCGGAAAACCCAGUGAUUGGACUAGUGAACGUUUCAACACUAACAUGGUGAUGUGGCCACUCAAGCCCUACUUUAGGUACAAAGUCGUUUUAGAAGCCAUCCUACAUUUUGGGACGGCGAGACCACAAUUAUUUCCGCCGGCUUUAUCAUCUAGCCAAGACAAUACGGCAAACUGCGGUACAGAGUUUCUCUGCACGGCGCAGUGGAUUCCAACAAGACCAGUUCGACUUUGGUCGGAAUGGUUGAAGCGCAACUCUCUGAUGUUACUCUGGACAAAUCCAGCGGAAGUUAACGGGCAAGUGAAAGAAUACUUAAUUGUACGAACAUGCCAUCGGUCGGGAACUGAUGGCCACAAAUCCGAUGAAGCUUCUUCACGCGAAAAAACUACCAACCAAUCCAUACCUGCAUCACAGUACUGGAAUGCACCCAAUCCAAGCAAAGAAUUUCACAUUGAGACUAAUGUGACUUGCCUAUUUGAGGUGAAGGCCCGGACCGACGCAGUGUGGAAUGGAGGAUGGGGACCCACAGCCUGCUGGUUAGUGAGCACUGAUUCUCACGUUCCCGUUCAACCUCCCAAGUCCAUGGAUGGCUGUGCAUUUGAAAGAUUGGGUUCGAAAUUCUACGCAAGGUUUAGUAAAUUUGUACAUAUCAUAAUUGUCCACGUUCAUGGCAUCAAUAACUGCACAAGUCUGUCACUGACCGGCGCAGUGCAGCGUCAACGUCCGCACACGAGUGUCGAAUUUUGGCUCAGUGGUGUUGGCUGCAGUGGUUCCUAUCGAGGACAGUCUCGUGAUUCUCAUUGGCGGUACGAUCACACGGAAAUCCUGAGAAAACAAAUCAAGGCAGGCUCAGCAAGCGGGAUACCAACCUGCGUGGCUCAGUAUGUCAGCUGCGCACAUCCACACCCUACGAAUAAGGGGUACGAAACACAAGGUAGAUUAUUACCGAAGUUGCUUCGUCCACUUGUUGGAGAACAAAACAUAUACGAUAACACUUAUCCAUCUGCAGUGUCUGAAGCCUACAGUAAGGAAAGACUGUUAAGCAAGAAACUCCGACCAGAUUCACAAGUGAUUCAUAUUUCCUGGGACCUUGCUACAAAAGGAUGGGUUUCCGUGACCCAAUUUCUGUUGGAAAUACGAUUCUCAUAUGUCCUCCGUUUCUGGGAGAGAGGGAACUAA